AUGGCUUAUUCGAUAAUCGAUGGUCUUCGUAGAACUCUACUAUUUCCAGUAGAAAGUUAUAAUGUAUCAAAAUCGGACGAUGUUCUCAUUAAAUUCCAUUGUGCAAAGGGUCUUCCAAAGAAAGAUAUAAUUGGAUCAUGUGAUCCGUAUUUCAUCAGUCAAAUUGAUGAUGGACGAAUUCAGUUCAUAUCUUCAUGUAUUCCGAAUACAUUGACUCCAGUUUGGAAUGAGAACUGGUUAGUCAGAAAUGUUCCUCGGCAAGCAAAACUCUCAGUAAAACUCUUCGAUAAAGAUGAUGAUACAAUCAAUGAUGAUUACAUUGGUAAUUUUGAACUAGUUCUUCUUCCAACAAUUCGUCGAUCGAUCGAGAUUAAAACCAAUUGGAGCAAAGUGCAAGGAAUAUUCGUAUUGAGCAUUGAUCGUUUUCCUUCAUCACCCGAGACAAGAAUUCUUCGUCCGUACACAUUUGAUGGCCCUGUUCGCUAUUCUCGUCACAACUCCUUAGUUCUUGGUCAAUUAGUAAAAGUCAAUGAUGAACGACUUUAUUCAACUUGGGAAAUUCAUUUAAAACGAAUCGAUUACUUCUUCAAUCCGAACAAGAAACAGAAAUGGAAUUCAUCGUACAAAGCAGCACAAUCGAUUUUCGAAGGACCGAUGUCAUUGGGUAUUCAGUUAUUGAUAAAACAAGCACAUCAUAUUCUCUAUGCGAAACAUACAACAAAUCAAUUCGGUGUUUUAAAUUCCAGUGAUGAUCUUUGGAAAUUAUUAUCUGAUGAAACAAAAUCCAAAAUCAAACCCUGUGUUUACACUUACAUUAUUGAUGAUUCAACAUGGAAAUUUAGUGAAACAGGUGCAUCAUUUUUCGUUGACUUUGCAUCGAAACAUGCUCUUCAUGCAAACUGUUCCGAAACUGUUCGUUAUGCAGGAGAAUUUCAUCCACGACCGAUUUGUGGAUGGAAUAGAUUUAAUUCGUCUGAUCCGUUAGAUUUUUAUCAAUGGGAAUUAGUUAUUGAUAAUGGAUCAGGCACCUAUGCACCGAACCGAUCACUUCUUGGCAAAUUGAAUAAUUUACUCUCUUUCAAUUUUCCUCGUUUGAAAGUCGUCACUUAUCAUUUUGAAGACCCUCAGUUAAAGUCAAGUAUUGAAGCUUGUCGAUCGUUUGCCAAAUCUUAUACAAUUAAACCAAUGAGAACAGUCGAACAACUUGUUUCAGCACAAUUUAAACCGUUUACACCGAAUUGA
Messenger RNA from Rotaria sp. Silwood2, 1242 nucleotides. The record is from the annotation of a GenBank genome assembly. NCBI's taxonomy places the organism in Eukaryota, Metazoa, Rotifera, Eurotatoria, Philodinida, Philodinidae.